CUCGAGGUUGAGGUGGAACAUCUUCCUGGAUGUUUCGGGGCACCAUGGGCUGCUGCUGCAGCUCAGACUACGACGAUGACUGGAUUGAGAACAUCGACAUCUGUGAGCACUGCAAUUACCCCAUUGACCCCAACAGCAAGAGCCAGAGGCUGAUCCGCAACGGCUCCGAGGUGCAAGACCCUCUGGUGUCCUACGAGUCCACGUCCCCGCCGUGCUCCCCCAUGCAAGACAAGCUGGUGGUGGCCCUGUACAACUACGAGCCCAAGCACGACGGGGACCUGCGGCUGCGGAAGGGAGAGAAGCUCCGUGUCCUGGAGGAGAAUGGGGAGUGGUGGAAGGCACAGUCGCUCACCACCGGCCAGGAGGGAUUGAUCCCCUACAACUUCGUGGCCUUGGUGAACAGCCUGGAGCCCGAGCCGUGGUUCUUCAAGAACAUCAGCCGCAAGGACGCCGAGCGGCAGCUCCUGGCGUCGGGCAACACGCACGGCUCCUUCCUCAUCCGGGAGAGCGAGACCUCCAAAGGCUCGUACUCGCUGUCCGUGCGGGACCUGGAUGAGACCCAGGGAGAGACGGUGAAGCACUACAAGAUCCGGAACAUGGACAACGGCGGCUUCUACAUCUCCCCCCGCGUCCCCUUCGGCAGCCUCAGGGAGCUGGUGCAGCACUACACACGCAGCUCCGACGGGCUCUGCACCCGCCUGGGCAAACCCUGCCGGACGCAGAAGCCGCAGAAGCCGUGGUGGCAGGACGAGUGGGAGGUGCCCAGGGAGUCCCUGAAGCUGGUGGAGAAGCUGGGAGCGGGGCAGUUUGGAGAGGUCUGGAUGGGCUUCUACAACGGGCACACCAAGGUGGCUGUGAAGAGCCUGAAGGCGGGCAGCAUGUCCCCCAGCGCCUUCCUGGCCGAGGCCAACCUCAUGAAGAACCUGCAGCACCCGCGGCUGGUGCGGCUCUACGCCGUGGUCACCAAGGAGCCCAUCUACAUCAUCACCGAGUACAUGGAGAAGGGCAGCCUCGUGGACUUCCUCAAAACCUCAGAAGGAGUCAAGCUCGGCAUCAACAAGCUCCUGGACAUGGCUGCACAGAUCUCCGAAGGCAUGGCCUUCAUCGAGGCCAAGAACUACAUCCACCGUGACCUGAGAGCCGCCAACAUCCUCGUCUCGGAGGCGCUGUGCUGCAAAAUCGCCGAUUUCGGGCUGGCCCGGCUCAUCGAGGACAACGAGUACACGGCUCGAGAGGGGGCUAAAUUCCCCAUCAAGUGGACGGCGCCGGAGGCCAUUAAUUACGGGACGUUCACCAUCAAGUCGGACGUGUGGUCCUUCGGCAUCCUGCUCACCGAGAUCGUCACCUACGGCCGGAUCCCGUAUCCAGGAAAAAUCGGGUUGGAUCUCUACAAAAACAGGUCCCCAGCAGCCAGUUGA
Messenger RNA from Neopelma chrysocephalum (saffron-crested tyrant-manakin), 1418 nucleotides. RefSeq names its product LCK proto-oncogene, Src family tyrosine kinase (gene LCK). Gene Ontology annotation, cellular component: extrinsic component of cytoplasmic side of plasma membrane. Bases 30 to 1418 code for a protein of 462 amino acids. Gene Ontology annotation, biological process: T cell differentiation; cell surface receptor protein tyrosine kinase signaling pathway; innate immune response. The record is from RefSeq and is a predicted model, not a curated record. Gene Ontology annotation, molecular function: ATP binding; signaling receptor binding; non-membrane spanning protein tyrosine kinase activity. The transcript is spliced from 13 exons. NCBI's taxonomy places the organism in Eukaryota, Metazoa, Chordata, Aves, Passeriformes, Pipridae.